Messenger RNA from Centropristis striata (black sea bass), 3762 nucleotides. Its product is annotated as calcium-binding mitochondrial carrier protein SCaMC-2-like. The record is from RefSeq and is a predicted model, not a curated record. Gene Ontology annotation, cellular component: mitochondrial inner membrane. Gene Ontology annotation, biological process: transmembrane transport. Gene Ontology annotation, molecular function: ATP transmembrane transporter activity; calcium ion binding. Bases 526 to 2121 code for a protein of 531 amino acids. The transcript is spliced from 11 exons. NCBI's taxonomy places the organism in Eukaryota, Metazoa, Chordata, Actinopteri, Perciformes, Serranidae.
UGUAAUCUCGCGUUGUUUUGUCCGGCGAGGUUUCUGUCUGACAAGGUUCAUGAAGCCGGCUCUGUUUCUCGGCUCAGUCGACAAGUUAACGGCACUUACAUAUCGGAAGAAACAGUUACACAGGGUUUUGUUUUUAUGACAGAAAGCUUAUCUGUCGUGAUGUUCGCUAAAACUGUAGCGCUCGUUGCUGUGAAGUCACUGAGUAGACCGGCAGACCAGGACCCGCAUCUUGUCGCGUCUCGUUUCGCCGGUAUCUAGCUUAACGUUACAGUUAAAACGCUAGCUACCGGAGCUACUUCUGUAAUUAGAGAAGAGAGUAGAAUUAGAGUAGAUUAUAGAGAAGAACAACUUUCAUCUCAGGUCAACCACGCGCUCGUGUUGUAGAGUCCGGUUUGUAAACUAACCGGCUUUUAGUCUCCUUUCCUUUCAUUGCCGGCAGAAAUGGAGGGACAUGUGACGUGGUAGUCCGGGCUGAGGUAGACCGUCUGUCUGCUACCACAGAGACUUGGAUAGUACCGGACCCUCAUGAUGCACCAGCAUGGUUCCUUGAUGCCCCCUUUGCUUGGUGACGUGUUCUGCCAGUGUAAAUCGGGGGAUCCCCACCGUGGAGUGGACCCGGGCGGUGGACCACCAUCAGCCCCCCGACAGCCCGUGGACUCGGACCCUGCUCCUUCAGUGCACCCCUGUGACAUCUGUGGAGGACCUGAGCAGGAGCACAGACUCAAAGUGUUGUUCCAAGUCCUGGAUGUGAACGGUGAUGGGGGCAUCUGUGUCAACGAUCUGACAAUCGGGCUGAAGAAAUUAGGAGUCCAUCGCACUGAACAUGAGCUAAUGAAAAUAGUGAAAGCCGGAGACAAAGACCUGGACGGACAGUUGGACUUUGAGGAGUUUGUUCAUUAUCUCCGAGACCACGAGAAGAAACUCCGACUAGUCUUCAAGAGUUUGGACAAGAAGAAUGAUGGGCGGAUCGACUCACAGGAAAUCAUGCAGUCACUGCGUGACCUGGGAGUGAACAUUUCUGAGGAACAGGCUGAGAAGAUUCUCAAAAGAAUAAGGAGGGGUCAUAUCUGGGCCCCUAUCUUGUAUAUGGACAAAAAUGGCACAAUGACCAUUGACUGGAAUGAGUGGCGGGAUUACCACCUCCUGCAUCCAGCAGACAACAUUCCUGAGAUCAUCCUCUACUGGAAACAUUCCACGAUCUUUGAUGUUGGGGAGAGUUUGUUGGUUCCUGAUGAGUUCACAGCCGAAGAGAAGAAAACAGGAAUGUGGUGGCGACACCUAGUGGCUGGAGGAGGAGCUGGUGCUGUGUCUCGGACCUGUACGGCACCACUGGACAGGCUCAAAGUACUCAUGCAGGUUCACGCCUCUAAGAGCAACAGCAUGCAUAUCACUGGAGGCUUCCUUCAGAUGAUUCGGGAGGGUGGUGUGAGGUCACUGUGGCGAGGAAACGGUAUCAAUGUCAUCAAAAUUGCCCCAGAGUCUGCUAUUAAGUUUAUGGCCUACGAACAGAUUAAACGAUUGAUUGGAAUUAACCAGGAGACGUUGGGCAUCUCAGAGAGACUGGUGGCAGGCUCUCUGGCUGGAGCCAUCUCUCAGAGCAGCAUCUACCCCAUGGAGGUCCUGAAGACACGGUUGGCCCUGAGGAAGACGGGCCAGUACUCGGGCAUCUUGGAUUGCGCCAAACAUAUGUUAAAGAAGGAGGGCACGGCUGCUUUCUACAAGGGCUACGUCCCCAACAUGCUGGGCAUCAUCCCCUACGCUGGCAUUGACCUGGCUGUCUAUGAGACACUGAAAAACUCCUGGCUGCAGCGCUAUGCCACAGACAGUGCUGAUCCGGGAGUGUUUGUUCUCCUGGCUUGUGGCACCACUUCCAGCACAUGUGGCCAGCUGGCCAGCUACCCACUGGCCCUGGUCAGGACUCGUAUGCAGGCACAAGCAACCCUGGAAGGCGGCCCUCAGAUGAGCAUGACGGCCCUGUUCAAACACAUCAUAAGGACAGAGGGGCCGUUGGGACUCUAUCGAGGCCUGGCACCCAACUUCAUGAAGGUCAUUCCAUCUGUCAGCAUCAGCUACGUGGUCUACGAGAACCUCAAGAUCACACUGGGGGUCCAGUCAAGGUGAUGAGUGAGGCAGAGAGGAGAUCAAGAGGCAAGAUGUUUUGGCUUUUCUUUGAGUUGAAGAAUGAGUAUGUUGGGCUCUAUGAAAUACACAGCUAACAUUCAACAUAUUGAGAUUUUAAAAAAUCUGGAAUUCCAUGGCUUUAAGGAUUAACGCAAGACGCUGUGAAUGAAGAGGAAUGAGAACUUGCAGAGGGGCUGAUGAAGACUUUGAAGAUGAAGGGAAGCUUGACUGGAGCCAUUUCUGUCAGUAACUUUGAUUUCAAAUAUGUCUUUAACAAUCGAGGAGUGCUUCAACAACUGAUCAUCUUGGAUUAGGAAGACAAACGUUUACAGUGAUGUCAGGGGCAGUCCUGCUGGUCCGUGUUAAGGGAAAUCUUUGUCUUGAAGGGCUUUGCUAAGACAUAUCAAGAACUCUCUGGACUUAUUUUAUCAUCUCGAUUUAGCAUCAUGUUGGCUUCUCAGCUCUGUCUCGUGCUCUCUCGCCACCCAAACAAAGCCACAAGUUUCUGCUUAAUGAGAAAAAAACAGUGGCUGAACUAGGCACCUUCAAGUCAUUCAUGCAUACUAAUAAUUUAAUCAAUCAUGAUUUUGUUUUGUUGAGUUUUCUCCAUGACACCUCCAGUGCUUUGUAAAUGUGGCAGUUACAGGUUAAAGACAUUCAGCUACACUUUGUCAGUUGCUUUGAGGAGUGAAAUGUGACCACAAGCAGGAGACAACAAACAUGAUGUCAUUAACUUUACUUUGUGGUUAACUAUGUUACACUGAGGCAGUAUUGAGGGAAACUCAGUUGGUCAUCACAUAAUAUAUAUGUGAUCCCAAAAAAUGGGUCAUAUUACCAACAACUUCAACGAGAAUUUGGGGAUUUUUCCACCUGGAGCCUAUUUUAAAAUCAGUCCACUAUUAAGGGAAAUAGCUGCAUAGCGCUCUGGUGGAAACAAGCUAUAAUAUAAAUAUAUAUAUAAUAACUCCGGCCCAUCCCAUUACAUCAUAGCUUGUUGAACUCUCCCCCAAAACAUAACAGAUAAACAGUAUUUACUGAUGAACCAUCAGGCCAAAAUGUUUGUUGUGUUACAAGCUGUAGCUCUAAGGACUAUUUCACUGGCUCAUCAACUAGUGAUAUUUCCAUUCUACUACUUUGUAAACAAGUCCUUUAUGUCACAUCAACAGAGGCAGCACUCAGCCUGAUGACGCCUGUGUCAAAUGAGACACACACUCCCAUGAGUGCCUUGUGUGCCUCUUGCAUAAAUGCACUUAAACACUACUAUGGGUGGAGUCUGAGGAUCAUUAAAUGCACUUUAAGGUACUCUGCUUUAAUUCCUGUUUUUAUUAUAUUAUUAUUUAUGUAUUUAUUUGAAAAAGAGGAGGUUCAUUACUGAAUUAGUGAUCUAUUGGUUCAGAUGUCUGAUUUUACAGUAUCUGUGGUCUUGGCCAAAAUCUGAUGCAACCAAGUCGUUUGUUUAGUGAUAAAAGCAACUCUGAUAUGGUUUAAAGUCAAAGCCUCAAACAUAUAAAUUCCUAGUGUUCAAUAGAAAAAAGUGAAACAGAAAAAAUCAAUCAUAUGAGUGAAUGCUGAAAUAUAUGGAAUUGAAACAACAUUUUCUGGAGUAACUGGAGAAAUUAUUAAAACACAACUCAUUGUGAA